Ostertagia ostertagi is the source of this 222-nucleotide messenger RNA. The record is from the annotation of a GenBank genome assembly. NCBI's taxonomy places the organism in Eukaryota, Metazoa, Nematoda, Chromadorea, Rhabditida, Trichostrongylidae.
AUGAAAAUGAAGUUCAAUAAAAACGGAGGAAUACGACCAUCGAAGGAACCGAUUCUCAACGACGCCCUUUUGGAGUGCUGGAAAGAGUGCUUGAAGUGGAGUGAUUUCGACGAGCUGCGCGAAGAAGUCGACCGUUUCAACAAAACCUCGAAUCACAUAAAACGAGGAAUAGCUGUGAGUGCAACCCGGAUGGGUUUAGCGUCUCCUGGACCUAACGAACAG